AUGGCAACACAACCUCCAUUACUCGAGGCCCACGAGGGAACCUCAUUCCUCCUACAUUUCGCGCAGAUCCACGAGACCUUCCGGCGGGCUGAAAUCGAGUCCCUCGCGACACUGCACGGCAUCCCGCUGGAAUGGGUGUACUAUGACGACUCCUCCCCCUUCGCGAUCCUCACGCUCCCCUCCGCCUCCGCGGCCCGCACCCUCAUCAGCCGCUCAAUCCUCUCAAAGGGGAUCUACACACUCUAUGCCCGCGCGGGGACCUAUGCCGCACUGCACGCGCAGCUACAGGACCCAGCAGCGGCGACACUCGUGGCAGCAUGCAUGUCGCGCACCUUCAAGUUCACGAUCGAGUCCUACCAGCGCCGGCGCAGCGCGCGCGACGCGCGCGCACUGAUCGACGAGUUCUCGUAUCUGGCGCUCGACGGGGGCGUAAACAUGCGUGCGGCGGCGCUGGAGUUCGUAGUCUUUGAGGAAUUCCUUCUUGACGGCGGAUAUUCGGGGAUGUUAAGUUGCGCGCUGGGGCUGAAAGUGGGGGACGGCGCGCGGGACACGGCAAACACGUACGACCUCAAGCGGCGGCCCUACAUUGGCACGACGAGCAUGGACGCUGCGUUAUCGCUUGUGACUGCGAACCUAGCGCUGGCUGCGCCCGCACGGCUGUGUCUAGACCCGUUUGUGGGCACCGGCAGCUUCCUCCUCGCGGCGGCGCAUUUUGGUGGCACGGUGGUCGGCAGCGAUAUCGAUGGGAGGCAGAUCCGUGGCCGCGCCGGGAGGAGUAUCAACGGCAACUUCGCGCACUAUGGGCUAAAGCCUAGGUUGCUAGAUACCUUCACGAGCGACCUGACGAAUACGCCGCUCCGUGCGGGCCGCUGGAUCGAUUGUAUUCUCACGGAUCCACCGUACGGCGUCCGUGAGGGGCUGAAGGUCCUCGGCUCGAGGACAGCCGAGAAGGCGAAGACGCCCGUCAUGGUCGGCGAUGUUAUGGGACAUCUGCUGCCGGACUAUGUUCCCCCCAAGAGGCCGUAUGGGUUCGAGGCGAUGCUUGAGGAUGUUCUCACUUUUGCGUUUGAGCAUUUGGUGGACGGCGGGAGGAUCGCGUUCUGGAUGCCCGUGGCUAAUGAGGAGGGAGAGUGCGCGGUGCCAAAGGCGAGAGGGCUGCGGCUGAGGCAUCUUUGUGUGCAGGAGUUUAAUAAGUGGAGCAGGAGGUUGCUGGUUUACGAGAGAAUCCCCGAUAGCGAUAUCGAGGCUGCGGAGGAGGAGAAAGAGACACCGAAGGAGACGGUACAGGAGAGUGGGAGGACGGCGGAUGAACUCAAUGGCUUCCGGAAAAAGUACUUUGAGGGUUUCAAGCCUUCACUGACACCAUCAGGGCCAUCAACACCAAAACCCACACCGAGUUGA
Molecule: messenger RNA, 1401 nt
Organism: Tricharina praecox
Lineage: Eukaryota; Fungi; Ascomycota; Pezizomycetes; Pezizales; Pyronemataceae
Product: S-adenosyl-L-methionine-dependent methyltransferase
Exons: 4
Coding region: 1-1401 (466 amino acids)
Biological process (GO): methylation
Cellular component (GO): cytoplasm
Molecular function (GO): nucleic acid binding
Source: RefSeq, a predicted model, not a curated record